This is a messenger RNA of Oncorhynchus nerka (sockeye salmon), 3696 nucleotides long. RefSeq lists its product as uncharacterized. Lineage: Eukaryota; Metazoa; Chordata; Actinopteri; Salmoniformes; Salmonidae. The record is from RefSeq and is a predicted model, not a curated record. The coding region runs from base 1575 to 3215 and encodes 546 amino acids. The transcript has 10 exons.
ACCCUGAGAAUGACUCGUGCUAUCAGACAAUGGCCGGGACGGCCCUCUUCACCCACACAGCUUUCAAUAUGCUGCAGAACUACAGCAGAUAGCUUUUAAUCUGUUCAGUUAUCAAAAAGAGAAGCUCCAGACGUACAGAAUCGAGAUUGCUAAAGAUGCGAGGAAGGCUGAGACGUUAACAUCUGAAUUUGAGGCAUCCAUCUAUACACCUGCCAUGGCUCUAGGCUGCUGUGCUGAGGAUGUGAUCCACACGUUAGCUGACACUCUGCUUCCUGGUGAUGCCCAGACCAGGGAAGAGUGGGUGCAGGAUCCGGACAGACUGAAGGAGAACUUCCACUCUGCUGUAGAGCGCCCUCAUCAGACCCUCGGAGCAGUCACCGACUUCGACCACUACUACAACAAAGCCAAUAGCUGGUACAGCAUCGUCCUGUGUGAGAACUUUCUCCAAGACCUUCUGUGGGGUGUGAACUGUGACAGCCUCCCCAAACGGUACCACCCGCUGGAGAUGCAUGGCCCUGACCCUGUGUGGAGGCAGGCGGUCUGUGACUUCCUGAGAAGGAACCCCUCCCCAGACAUGGAGUAGCUGGUCCAGCUGACUCACCUGGCCAAUGUCAUCCCUGACGCCCAGCUCUAGCAGAAGGGCAAACAGCUGUCACAAAGUGGCCCUGCCACCUUCUCUCCAGGUGCAUGACCCUGCGAAAACUCCUGACUUCUCCAGGGGCAGUACCUAUCAACAACUUCCAGUUGGCACUGCAGUGGGAGUAUGAGUUUCUGAGAGCCCGCCACAGGAAAGGGCCUGGGCCACACACUGCUGUGGGGAAUACUCCCUCUCUCAGCUCCUCUGACUCUGGUGUUUAUGGAGCAGGAAGCAGCCAUGUGGAGGCAGGGAGGGAGGGAUGGGAAGGGCUGUCCAAGGUACCAGCCACAAGGCAGCCCCAGAUCCACGAGGAGAACAUCUCUAGCGUGUCUGACUCGGGAGGACUGUAGGGAGGAGUUUGACUUUGGCUCUGUGGGCAAUACCUCCAUGGCCAGCAUUCAAAUUAUCCCUAAAAUAACGGUGGACUCGCUAGAUUUUGAAAUGAAACUGAAGCAGUCGGCUACCCUGCCCCAGAACCCCUGGCUCAGUCUGCCUGUGGAUGACCUGGAGAACUCUUACACGGUCACCAUCACCCAGAACCCUUCACCACAUCAACAAGACAUCAAGAGCCCAAACCCCUCAGAGUGCUCCCACCACACCGACCAAUUAUCCAAUCGGUCUCGAGACCAGCCCACACAGACGGAGGUACACACCAGUCCUCAGAGCAGAGGGGCACAGCCCAGUGACAGUAUCCUAUAGGCACAGGACAGCUUUGAGGAGUCAGAACUGAGCCCCACUUGUAAUUCCCUCUCCAGCACCAUCACAGAUGCAGGAGACGUGCCCAACUACACUGCAGAGAGCAUUCCCACUCUUCCCUGGGAUACGUAUGACUUCCAUAACCCGAAACGGGACACCUGUGAAAGGAUUACAAGCUCCAUGUGUAACGGAUCUCAUCCUCCUCUUCUGAGGAGGAGUAGCGAGAAGGAUCGGAGGACCAAUGCGCAGCGUGGUGGAAGAGAAUGUGAUGGCACAGGAGCAGAUGUGGAAUGUUCUUCUGAAUACUGGGAGCUCAAGCAAAGUGUGGGCGUCAUGGGGCAGCGAGGAGCAGACAAGUUUGAUGUCCUCCAGUGAUUUAAAAGCGGCGGGUGUCCUGGGUCUUGAUGACAGUCUUGACUCUGCCGACACUGACAACCAUAGUGAAUGCCGGUCAUCAGAGGCAGCCAGUGAAACUGAGGCAUCAGAAUGUAGCAUGAGCCACAAUGGAAGGCCAAUGGAGAAUGGGCCGACGGGGUUGAGGCCCCCUCAAACCAAAAGGGGACAGUUCCUGAAGGAGCUUAAAGGACUGCACGUUCUCGAUGAGCUCAUCAUGGAGGAGAAGCUCAAGAUCCACAAGCUCAGACAAGCUGAGAACGAGAGCCUUGAUGAAAAGCCCCCUCAAUCGACGGGCUCCCGAAGUACGUGCAAGGAGAGGCAGGCGUUUCUAUUUGAACUAGAAAGAGAGAAAAGGGAAAUGGAGAGGAUGGAAAUGAACCUAGCUAAAGAGAUGACUAAAAGAUGUCAACUCACAAAGAGGAUAAGCAGAACCAAGAAAGUAGUGAAAUGCUCUAUAAUGGACAGGACUUCUAAACUGACUAACUUGGAGGUUGGUGCUCUCUGCGAUGAUCUUAUAUCAGACCAUAGAAGCCUCAACGUAAAGCACUUGCCAACCCUGCCCAAACACACCAUACACCUUGAUCCUAAUGAAUCCCUUGUUAUUACUGCAACCUUUUCUACCAUAAUGCCUGUAUCACAAGACUUUGUUCAAAGUGUAAAUGGUCAGUAUCCACAUGCGGACUCUAGUAUAUCUGGCUGUGGUGAUGCCGUGGUAGAAGUAGAUGCUCCCAGCGACAGUGAGUUUAUGGAGCCCAGAGCAUCACAACCAGUCUUAACUCUACCACAAAGCUAUUCUGAUCCCAGUGAAUUUAUUGAAGAGGUUGGAAUCCAACACCAAGAGAGUACAGAUGAGGAAGGCUUAGAUUUCAGAUUGGUGUACAACUUGCAAUUUCCCCAAGAGGCCACCUUGACACCUGAAAUGUGCCCAGAACAUGGAGUAUUUGACCCGAGUUGGAAUUAUAACAAACCCCCCCCCCCCCCAGUGCCUAAACCAAGAAAGGCAUCACUUCCUGUGAAUGACAAAGGGCUAGAACUCAACAUCUCAAUGGAAACCAUGUAUUUAACCCUCUGCCCUGAUAGUGAUUCAGACCCUGACCCCAGACUCGCACCAGAAGUCAUGCCAGAGUUCAGCACUCAUCCGAAGCCUAAAGGGCGAAGCCUCAAACCUGUGAAGGACCACAGCAAUAUCCACAACAACAAACCCCUCACAGCUCAACAGGCAUCAUUAUGCAAUAACCCUUUGGAGUCCCGUGAGCAGUCCUCUCUUGACAAUUCCUCUGUUGAAUCAACAUUAACACCUGUUGACUCUGCCGGUGUUCAGAUAGAAAUCCAGACAGAAAUCCAACCUCUCCCAGAAAUCCAACCUCUCCAUCCAAUGGCACAUUCUGGGUUUAAUUCUGAAGAGCUACCUCGUAUGUUUGCUGAAGCGAUAUCUGGGUCAUGUGAACCAAGCGGAGCUGAUGAGUGGAGAGAAGUAGAGCCCUGAUGGGUUUCAGAGGUGUAGGACUGCAAGGAGGGCCAUCUCUAGGUCACCUGUCAAUCAACCCAAUGUCCAAGUAACCACCAGAGACAUGACCAAUUUCAAUACUCCAACAGUGCUGGACACAGGAUCUGAUUUGAUGAAAGCAGGGUUUGCUGAUCAGGACCUCCCAAAUACUAGAUUUCCAAAUAUCAUUGGGCUGCCUAAAUAUGAGGAAAUAAUGAAUGGCAACUUUGAACGGGAGACUUUCAUUGGACAUGAGGCUCAACACAUGAGAGGAGUCCUGGUACUGAAGUAUCCCAUGAAAAACGGAAUUAUAAGCAACUGGGAGGAAAUGGAGAAGGGUUGUCUACUGUUGACAUAAUUCUAUCCCAUUGAUGUUCUGAUGAAGCUGUAGUACCUGGCGGUUAUAGGAUUUAAACCUCACUGGUCUCGCUUCAGAUUUGGCACCACACGUUCCAGCAAGCUGCAGGUCGAUCCAGACGAC